Messenger RNA from Acaulospora morrowiae, 2222 nucleotides. Lineage: Eukaryota; Fungi; Glomeromycota; Glomeromycetes; Diversisporales; Acaulosporaceae. The record is from the annotation of a GenBank genome assembly.
UUUAUUUUAAAAGUAAUAUGAUGGAUGACUACAGUUCAACUUCGGAAAUUCUCGUAUAUACUCACAUUGUGUACACGAUCUGGGAAUGGACCGAAUCACAAAUAACGAAAUUAAGACAUUCAUGGAAUUCCAUAGAAGAAGAAUACAAUUCGUAUGACGUUAGAAUCACCUUUCUCCCCGAAAAACAGGCCUUUGAGAUUAAGGCAAAUUCAAAUGACAUAAUGGACGAAGUGCGUAGGGAUUUUUUUAAGCUAUUGCAGAAGAUGUCAAAUGACGCAAAAGCUGUCUUUACUGUUCUUCCUCGUGAGGUUGAACGCGUUUCCGAGAAAACUGACAACGUAUUGGUCGGAAGACCUCCGCCAUUAGAUGAUGAUGAUGAUCCGUUCCCGUUUCUCCAAGAACGGGAUGAAAGCAUUAAAAGGAAAUAUUAUUUUUCAACAGCUAUUGGAAAUGUUCAUCGUUUAUUGCGUUGGAAGCGGGAGAAUUACGAACCCGAUGCCUGGAAAGAAAUUUGCGAUUCAUGCAACAUCAUUGGUUACUUGAUACCGCAAGAAGAGGACAUCAAUGAGGCUGUGAAAAGGUUAAAAACAUUAGAAGAGUUAUACAAACGAGAGUCGUACAAAAUAGAAAUACCGCUCGUGCAUCAUCACAAUAUAAAUCUUCAGUUUAAAUUGUGUUUUUUAAAACAUGAAGAUCACAUCUAUUUUGGAAAAGCGUUUAGAAUCGAUGCAAAAGAUCCCUACAUAAUAGUUACAGCGAUACGGGACCCAUCCGGUCAGAAAUGGGUUACCCCUAACUAUGAGGUAAACGGCAGAGCGUUUGUUCUAAGUGAAAAAUCGAACCGUGGCAAAGCCAUCGAAUUACAAGGUCAAAAUUCGAAUGAUUUCGAAGCUCACAGUUGGCCAGCUAUAGAGCUUCCCAAAACUAAGACACCGUGGGCGGAUUUACCAAACGUUGCGGCAUCUUCAUCUAAUCCACAAGCGUCGACUUUGGACUCAGAGUCCCUGGAGCGUUCAUCUUCCACGGAGGAGCACAAAAAGACUCAUCAGGAUGUCAAGAAACUUCAAAUGGCCAAGGCGAGAAGAAAUCGUGCGACCAAAUAUGCAAAUGUUGAUGAAAAUUCGAGCGGCAGUACUUCCUCGGCUUGGUAUACGCGACCGGAGCCACUUGAGGAAAGAGAUUAUGAUGAUAACUCGACUAUUGUGCCGAUUAAGUCUAUGAAUCUGGAAAAAGGUCCUAAUAGCACUCAAGACCGAAAUAUACGUAAACCCGGAAUAAUAGUCAGAGAUUACAACUUUGCGCAAAUUAAACAGGCAUUAGUGCCAGGGUUUGAAUACGUUCGAGCGCAUAAAGGCGAGGUUCGAUUUACCGGAAGCUUGGGGAAAGUUUAUUUCACAAACGUUAACCAAGAUAUCACAAAAAACCUUUGGGGAUUCUCCGAUUUAAAGGAUAUAAUUGUCAAGGAACAUCGUGUAAAACCUUUUCAUCAAAAUAUUGCUUCUGACUUGAUGGAUUUUGGUCCAAAGUUAAUUGAUGAUGAGAUGUUUGAAGGAAUGCUAUGGGAAGAUUACUCAUUUUUCGAAAUAGUCGCUGAUGCUAGAAACAGUGUUUCUAGCGAAUAUAGUAGGGUAUAUAUGCAUGUGGACUGUGCCGUCUCUUUGAAAAAAGUUGCAUUUCCUUGGGAUCACAAUGUUGACAUUUAUUGGACGAUAUUGGAGCGUAAUUUCGAUUUUACGAUGAGCUUAAAAACAAGACGUCUUAUUCGUCCCGAUGUCAAGCCAUUCAGUGCCUUCAUUAAAACGACGGCUAUCAGUCCAGAUCAAAACUCUAUAACUUGUGAAAAUAUUAACGAUUACCUUUAUGUCAAAUCAAUAACCUAUAAAACGGUAUCAAGAUGCAAAUUACAUUUUCCAUUUAUUGCUGAAGUUACGCGAGUCGAACAACGUCCCUUGGAGGAUCAAAAAGAAUUCAACAAAAUUAAAGCCAAUUGUGAAGGAAGCAAGGUCCAUUGGACUGUUGAGUUUAUAAAUUAUAAACAUGAGACUUUCUUCAAGGAAAACGAAACAUUACCCGUUGGAAAAGUGGCCACAUGGGAAGUUCAUGAAGCCCUUGGAGAAGAAUCACAAGUGAAAUUCUUAGUGGAACAUGUUAAAACGAUGUUGAAGGCAGCGGAACGCUGUAGCAAACUUGUCUACGAGUUACAUGAGAAUUAUUUCUUUUAA